Messenger RNA from Trichosporon asahii var. asahii CBS 2479, 2484 nucleotides. RefSeq lists its product as uncharacterized. Gene Ontology annotation, cellular component: cytoplasm. Gene Ontology annotation, biological process: protein ubiquitination. The record is from RefSeq and is a predicted model, not a curated record. Lineage: Eukaryota; Fungi; Basidiomycota; Tremellomycetes; Trichosporonales; Trichosporonaceae. The transcript has a single exon. Bases 1 to 2484 code for a protein of 827 amino acids. Gene Ontology annotation, molecular function: ubiquitin protein ligase activity.
AUGAGCUCUCCGAGUAACGAGGGCGGGCCGCCGCCUGACCCCCCACACCCUCCCGAUGCUCCCCACGACACUCCAAUUGCGCACGACGCUGCGCACGCAGAGGCUGGUCCAUCGACACCUCAGCCACAUGCGCCCCCCGCCCCCACAGUCGAGGAUGAGCUGGAAGCCUCUAGACCUGAUUCGGGAACAGCUGGAUCCCAGCAGUCUAGCGAGAACACCAACACCCCGCCUAACCCCUCCCAGUCGCCACCGCAACACCAAGGACGUCGACCACUGUACUCCUUGACGCACUUCAUCCCCAUGGCCACCCGACCAGGUGAGGGUGGGCCGGGAAAUGGCGAGCGCGUCGGAUUGACGUGGACACUCGAGGUUUUCGCCAACGACGGUGAAGGCGAUGACGAUCUUCCUACAACAGAUCAGAACGAUCGCCCGCAACCGCCCGCAGGUGCCAACACAGAUGGAACAGACGGCAGCGCGGCUGCCGCGGUGCUUGCGGCUGCGGAAGCUGAGGCCGCGGCUCGGGAAGCUGGAGGCGCUGCCGACCAGAACGCCACUGGGGCGCCUAACGCUCCUAACGCAGAAGGGAACGCAAACGGCAAUGGGAAUGGACCUGAGCGUGCUGAGCGUCGCAGCAUGAUCUUCGUCGUUGGUCCAGACGGUCUCAUCCCGCGACCCGGCCAGGAGGACGCUGGACCCGCCCCGUUCGCCUUCCCCUUCCCGUUCCUGCCGUUCAUGAUGCAGCCGGCGGGACCGGAUCCGGCAAAGGCUGCUGAGCUUCUGGCGUCCCUUCCGACGGUCAGGCGUGCUCUGCUCCGCCGAGUCGACAAGGUCGUCGCUGCCGAGGACGCUUCAAACGGCAAGGAGUACGACGAGCGUGGAUGGCGCUGUGGCAUUUGCCUGGAGGGCAUCGAGGAGGAGCUUACUGACGGGCCGAUUCCCGUUAAGGCUCUGCCCUGCAACCACCUGUUCCAUGGCCCUUGUCUUGAACCGUGGUUCUCAAGUCACCACACCUGCCCCACGUGCCGACUCGAUCUCGACCCGUUGCGAACGCUCAACGAUCCUCGUGAGACUCGACGAAACCCGUUGCGCCCUGCUCCGACCGGAUCUGGCCGCGGGACGCCUGCAGGUGGACACCCUUAUGCUCGGGGCCGUGACCGCGACCGCUCGGGUCUGAGAUCUGGCCAGCAGACUCCUGCCGAGCCCGUCGAAGGUCAGGAGCCUCAGACGCCGCAAGGGGGGCAGGACGAGCCACCGACCCCUCCUGGUCUCAUGGAGCUUGCGCGCAUCACCGCCCAGAACUUGGCGCGCGGAUUGUUUGGCGGUUUGACUACCGGAUCGCCGCUGCCCAUGGAUCGCGAUCAGCCACAGGAGCGCGAGCGCACCCCAAUGGGUCCAGAACGUCCCCCUGGCAUGCAGCCGGCGCAGCCCGCAGCCGCCGGACCUGCACCCGGUGGCGACACGCCAGCGCACACCUCUGGCAGUGCAUCGGCCACUGGCUCACCCAACCCAGGAGGCCGCCCCACGCCCGAACGCCGUUCUCACAUCAGCGUCAUCCAUCUUGGCCCUCCCCCGUUCGGCCAUCGCCCGUUCGCUGCGCCCCCGAACCCCUUCCAGCACCUCUUCGGACGGCCGCCUGGUUCAGGUGCCGAUGAGCAGCCCCGCCCAGCUGGCGAGGCUGAUGAGCAGCCCAACCUGCCUGAGCAGUCGAAUGAGGCCACCGAGCCCGCAACGGCAGCUACAUCGACAUCCAAUGAGCAAGCUGAACCCUCUGCUGAGUCUAGCACAAGUGGCGAGGGUGCCUCCAGCGAGCCCUCUGCUCGAGUCCCCACGCCGCAGGCAGAGCCAACGGACCCCCCUGCUGCCGAACCCAACCGCGAGGGAGCGAACGCUACGCCUGCCCCUGCAAAUGACGGCGAAGCUCAGCCCCGGCCAUUCCGUGGCUUCCCCCUUGAGCUGCUGUUCCUGCAAAUGGGUGCCCCAGAGCCCCCCGCUCCGCCUCCGGCGGAGGAGCGCCCCGCGUCAACUUUCGUUCCGCAGUCUCUCGAGUCCUGGACGGAGCAGCGCGAGAAGACGCUCGGGUGGCGCUGCGAUGCAGUCGAGUGCCUUGUUGCGCCGCCUGUCCCUGACGGUGACGGAGAGGACAUGGAUGUCGACGAAGCGCCUGCCGAGGUCGAGGAGGAGGACGUGCUUCCCGCGGCAGACAAGGAGAUGCUGUCGAUCUACUCGGCGCAGCAGCCUCUGUUCCCGCCCAGCCGCGAAGGGGAGGAAGCGCACGCGAACGCCGAGUUUGUCCUCCUCACCUGCCCGCACAGGUGGCACCGCACCUGUCUCGAGGUCGCGGAGCGCAGCGCUGGACACUCUGGCCUGCCUGACGGCGACGGCAGGCAGUGGGUCCGCUGCAUGACGUGUCGCAAGGAGGGGUGGGUCGUGCCCCGUACUCCGACGCCGCCUCAGCCCGAGGCGCCUGUCACCGCCGAUGUCUAG